Molecule: messenger RNA, 1953 nt
Organism: Dioscorea cayenensis subsp. rotundata (Guinea yam)
Lineage: Eukaryota; Viridiplantae; Streptophyta; Magnoliopsida; Dioscoreales; Dioscoreaceae
Product: probable serine/threonine-protein kinase PBL7
Exons: 6
Coding region: 327-1697 (456 amino acids)
Biological process (GO): protein phosphorylation
Molecular function (GO): protein kinase activity; ATP binding
Source: RefSeq, a predicted model, not a curated record
GGAAGCAAGAGCAAAAGAAGAAUUAGCAAUGAAACAGAAAAACAAAGAAGCUGAAUCCCUGUUCUACUCAUUAUCAACUCAAGCAUCUCACAAUAAUAGAAACAGUUAAUUAGGUGUGAAAUAUGUGGGCACAACCAAAGCCAGUGCAUGUGAAUGAAGCUUGGAAUGAUGUGUGGACCUGAAGAACAAAUUGACCACAUUUUUAUUAUUUUUCAUUUCCAUUGUUUUCAUUUCCAUAUAUUAAUUCUAAUAACUUAUAACUUCUUCACUUUCUUCACACCUCUCAUCCAUCAUCAUCAUCUGCUUCACCACCAGUUAAUUCUCUAAUGGAUGUUCAGCCUCUCUUCGCCGUCUCUCCUCCGGCGCCACCACCUUUGCACCACCACAUGUUCCAUGAAUACAACAACAACAACAACCACCAUGAAAACCAAAAAGAAACUCUAGCAUUCAAGUCUGUUCUCCUUAUAAUUGCACCCAUAGUAGUCAUCUUCUUGAUUGUCAUUGCACUUCUUCUUCUUCUUCUUCUCCGGAGAGCCAGCUCGGCAAAGAACAACACUGUCCAUGAACCAAGCUGCAGCUGCAAUGUAAGCACUAGAAACAGCAGUUUGAACAAAGCUCAGUUCUCUAAGUUUAUUUUCACUACUGAAGCCAGUAACACACUUGGUUAUAGUCCUGAGAUUGGUAGGUGUAUUUAUAGUGGGAGAUUGGGAUUCUCUCCUCAAGUGAUGAUGAGGUGCAAGAGAGGGCAGGUGUUCACUUACAAAGAGCUUGAGUUGGCUACUGAUGGAUUCAUUGAAGCCAAUGUGCUUGGUAGAGGAGGAUUUGGAGUUGUCUUUAGAGGGAUUCUUAGUGAUGGCACUGUUGCAGCCAUUAAAGUCUUGCACAGAGAAGGAAGACAUGGAGAAAGAGAGUUCAGAUCAGAGGUGGACUUACUAAGUCGAUUGAAUAGUACUUAUUUGGUCGGGUUGCUUGGCUAUUGCGCCGAUCAACACCACCGAAUGCUCGUGUUUGAGUUCAUGCCUAACGGGAGUCUUCAGCAUCACCUCCAUCCCAACUCCGGGCACCGGAAUCCUGCAUUGAAUUGGUCUAUAAGGCUAAGAAUUGCGCUCGAUUGCGCCCGAGGCCUUGAAUUUCUUCAUGAACAUUCUGUUCCCUCUGUAAUUCAUAGAGAUUUCAAGAGCAGCAAUAUAUUGUUAGACCAUAAUUAUCGAGCGAAAGUCUCUGACUUCGGUAUGGCGAGAACCGGUUCGGAUAGAAUCAAUGGACAGGUCUUAACCAGAGUUUUGGGAACCACUGGAUAUCUUGCUCCAGAGUAUGCUUCAACAGGAAAGCUUACCACAAAGUCAGAUGUUUAUAGUUAUGGAGUUGUUCUUCUUGAGCUUCUUACUGGCAGGAGACCUAUUGAUCUCAAAAGGCCACCUGAAGAAGACAUUCUUGUUUCUUGGGCUUUGCCAAGGCUGACAAACAGAGUAAAACUGAAGGAAAUGGUAGAUCCAGCUCUACAAGGCCAGUACUCCCAGAAAGAUCUAAUUCAGGUUGCUGCAAUUGCUGCAGUUUGUGUGCAAUCAGAAGCUGAAUACAGGCCUCUAAUGACUGAUGUGGUGCAAUCUCUCAUUCCUUUGGUUAAGAACCAGAGUUGUUCUUCAGUUCCUACCACUCCCUCCAAACUUCAACCAUUGCAUGUACCUUGUUCAUAGUUCAUUGGAUGAUGUUAAGAGAGAACAAAGUACAAAAAGACAUGGAAAUCAAAGGCUAUACCAAAAUUGAAUCCAAUAAGCAACAGCAGCAGCAGUAAAAUCCUUAUCAAGAAUUUGCAGUACUUUUAUCUCCUAAAUUUCUUCUCCUGAAUAAAGAGUAUUCUUGAGCUAAUGUACAUUCACUAGAAUGACUGCAUUUUUGUAAAUUGUUAUCAAACUGCCUCCAUUCAUAUCUGCUAGUACUUUUCUUCUUUUA